Molecule: messenger RNA, 633 nt
Organism: Ustilago hordei
Lineage: Eukaryota; Fungi; Basidiomycota; Ustilaginomycetes; Ustilaginales; Ustilaginaceae
Exons: 3
Coding region: 1-633 (210 amino acids)
Source: RefSeq, a predicted model, not a curated record
AUGCAUCAUCGAUCAAGUCUUCUGCCCUGUCUAAGUUCACCAUCUCUACCUGCCACCAUCGUCAUCAAUGGCUUCGAGUUUCCACCAUCGAGAUUGAAACACCUGCUUCUAAGCGCAAGCAGGAACACCUCUCGCUCCAUUAUGCCGGUCUCACUCGCAGAUAACAAGGAUGCUUUGGUGCUUCGCCUCAAAUACCACAAGACCACUCUCUUUCUCACAUGUCAACCUACCACUCCACUUUCAGCGCUCAAAAGCGACUUUUUAAACGCCGUCAAAGCUAUCAACCAGCCAGCACUGUCCUCCCUUCCUCAAUACAUACAAGCAGACGGCAAGGAUUAUCCCGACUGGGGCGAGAUGGAUGCUUCUGAGGAUAUCGGCCUAUUCGUAGCCGGCAGUACAGACAGCGAUGCUCUCGAGGGUAUGACGGUGUACAUGCCGCUGGAUCAAGACGCAACACAAUCCGACAUUACUGUUCGCAAAGCCGGUCUCAAGGACGCCGACGCCGUAUGCAUCGGCUUCCGCGCAAAGGGCUCUUCUUCCAUCUCGCAGCCAGUGGUUCAAUUCACAGACGUAGAACAGGACGAAGAUGACGCGGUCGACCCUAACUCCAUCCCACCUCCCCUUUCCGACUAG